AUGUCAAAUUUAAAGGCAUCUCAUCUCAUCUUUUCCCCUCUUUCUGUACCUGAAUUAUCUCUUUACAGAGAAGGAUUUUCUUUUAUUUUUGUUGUUGAAUCUUCGGUUUUGAGAUCUAAAGAGAUAAGAUUCAAGGGAGUGAGAAAACGACCUUGGGGAAAAUUUGCUGAUGAGAUCAGAGACCCGCAGAAGAAAGUCCGUGACUGGCUCAGCACCUUUGAUUCUGCUGUUGAAGCUACCCAGGCCUAUGACGCUGCUGCCCUCACCCUCCAUGGACCUAAAGCCAAGACAAAAUCCCCCUGCCCCUAG
Molecule: messenger RNA, 309 nt
Organism: Olea europaea var. sylvestris
Lineage: Eukaryota; Viridiplantae; Streptophyta; Magnoliopsida; Lamiales; Oleaceae
Product: ethylene-responsive transcription factor 3-like
Exons: 3
Coding region: 1-309 (102 amino acids)
Biological process (GO): regulation of DNA-templated transcription
Molecular function (GO): DNA-binding transcription factor activity; DNA binding
Source: RefSeq, a predicted model, not a curated record